This is a messenger RNA of Salvia miltiorrhiza (redroot sage), 711 nucleotides long. RefSeq lists its product as uncharacterized. Bases 1 to 711 code for a protein of 236 amino acids. NCBI's taxonomy places the organism in Eukaryota, Viridiplantae, Streptophyta, Magnoliopsida, Lamiales, Lamiaceae. The transcript has a single exon. Gene Ontology annotation, molecular function: nucleic acid binding; RNA-DNA hybrid ribonuclease activity. The record is from RefSeq and is a predicted model, not a curated record.
AUGCGAGCCAUCUUUCCACGCUUAUUGGCUCCGCCACGUCUAGAAGUGAUUCAUUUGGCUGGAAUGCAGGCUUUCUUCAUCAUCUUCGAUGAGGUGCAAGGCGAACAUGUUGCUCUCUUUGCCAUGGUCCUUUGGCAGAUUUGGAAGGACCGCAACACCGUCGUCUGGAAGGAGAUCUUUCCUAAUCCCGAUAGGUCUGUGGCUACUGCUGUUGGCUGCCGUCAAGAAUGGCUUUUGGCGAGAGCUCGGGGCACCAGACAGCACUCUGCUCUUUCUUCGUCCGCUGUUUGCUUGGGUUGGCACGAUUUGUCGGAGGGAGAUGUUCUUUGUGGAGUGGAUGCUGCCUUCUUCGAGGGUGAUAAUGCGAUGGGGCUUGGUCUGGUCUUCGGAGACCACAGCGGCAAUUUUCUCACCGGCACCUCUCUGAAAAUUCCGGGCAUGAGGAGUAUUGAGGAAGGUGAAGUUUUGGGCAUCAAGGAGGUGUUUUCCUGGAUCCAGCGCCUUGGCUAUGUUAGUGGGAUCGUGGAAUUGGAUAGUAAGCGUGCUUGCAAUGAGAUUACUUCUGGUGGAAGGAACAUUUCUGAGUUUGGUCUUCUUGCUAAAUUCUGCCGGGAGGAACUUUCUAUGCUUCCGGGUUUCUGUUUAAGACAUGUUCGUUGUGAUCAAAAUGUUAUCGCCCACGGCUUGGCGAAAGCUGCGAGAGAUUUAUAG